AUGGGUUUGCUAGACUGUACACCUGAGAUUGUGGAACUCAUCAUCAAGUUGUACGUCAACGAGGUUGGCAUAUUGGAAGCCUGGUCUCGUCGCGAUGUUUGCAAAACCUUCAACUACUUUAUAGAAUACGAAGUUCUAGCGAAGCAACCAAAGCAAGCAUUUUACCGCACCCCUCCAAAGUUCAUACUACAAGGUUUGACGCACAGCAAGCGUAUGAAAUACCUUCAAUAUCGAAUCCAGCAGCCAAACAACGCUCCACCGGUAAUCUCCUUGAAAUUGAGGGGUAUCAACGCCGAGAUUGUGGUGAAAUUGCAAGAGAAUGAAGGCCAUCUACAAGAACAAUAUACUACGGCUUUGUGUAUAGCGGCCCUAACCGACAAUCCAGGUAUACUACUAAGAGGGUACGGAACACGGGACGGAACAUGGCAAUAUGAUGACGAAGAGAUUGUUAGCAAUGUGGACAGAAUAGCCGCUGCUGCUUCCAUAGGAGACGAGCGAGCUCUCCGGAGGUUGAUUCUCAAUCAUCCAAUGGAUGUAUUGGAACGGUCAGACGCUCUUGGCUUCCCACUCCAAGCUGCUGUGGCUGGAGGACACAUGGCCUCGGUCAAGAUGGUGCUUGACCUUUUCCCAAAGCUAAAGUUAGACGAUCUAGACACAGUUCAAUUGGAGCUUGCGCUUGAGGGGGUCGUGAGAAAAACGAAAAACCAUGACAUGAUGGAGCUCAUCUUCGAAUGUCUCGGCAAAACCCAUACCGCUAUCUACGCAAGUAUUGUAGAAGAAUCGUGGGAGACGGCACUCUAUAAGGAAGACCGUAGACUCCUAAACACCAUUCUCAAUCAUCUUCCGCAGCUCCAGGAGGACGAAAUGGAGCUUUCGGAAGAUUGGGGCUUCGACCAGCUUUGCAACAAUGGCUUCGGAGACAUGGCUAGAAGACUCAUCGAGAAGGGAUAUUACAUCCCCCCGGGCAGGUUCGACCCACACUCAAACCCUAUGCUUAGUGCCAUAAAAUAUGGACAGGCAGAUCUAGUAACUCUUCUUAUAGAGAAAGGAUAUCCAGUGGACGACUUCUGUGGUUGCCGUUGUGGUGCGCGAUUACACGAGUCCCCUCUGAAGUUUGCAGUUCGUCAUGGUCAUACUACUGUUUCAAACAUACUCAUUGAACAUGGAGCCAAGGCAGACUUUAAUUUUGACGAGUAUCGUCGCGAAGCUGCAAAGGAUUGUCCAGAAAGUCAAAAGAAGCAGGCUGAGAUAUGUUGUAGAGCGUUUUUGCAUGGUGGUGUUUUGCAUGGUGGUGUUUUGCAUGGUGGUGUUUUGCAUGGUGGUGGUUUGUAUGGUGGUGAAGACUCGGAAUAG
Messenger RNA from Aaosphaeria arxii CBS 175.79, 1353 nucleotides. RefSeq lists its product as uncharacterized. The record is from RefSeq and is a predicted model, not a curated record. The transcript is spliced from 2 exons. Gene Ontology annotation, molecular function: protein binding. Lineage: Eukaryota; Fungi; Ascomycota; Dothideomycetes; Pleosporales. Bases 1 to 1353 code for a protein of 450 amino acids.